Bactrocera oleae (olive fruit fly) is the source of this 7775-nucleotide messenger RNA. The record is from RefSeq and is a predicted model, not a curated record. Lineage: Eukaryota; Metazoa; Arthropoda; Insecta; Diptera; Tephritidae.
UAAUUUACGCUUGAGCCGCAAGGACUUGUGGACGUCGCGCGUGAACUUUGCACCAAAACCGCAGCUAAAGCAAUAGCAAGAGUCAUAGCAAUAGCUACAGGAAAAGCAGCAGCAAUAGCAAUAUAACUGCUGCAGCAACAGUGAAGUUUUGUGUGAGUUGCAGUUGAAACGGCUUACAAACAGUCGCUUAUUUAGACAGGUCCAGUUGUUUCGUAGCGUUGAUUUUCGCGUAUUGUAUAACGGUGUUUACUUUCCAGUGUAUGUGUAUGGCUGUGUUUGUUGUUAGUUGACCGCAGCAGCUGUUGCAAGUCAAUAACCAUAAAAGCUGCACAUAUUCUUUCAUACAUACAUAUAUGCUAUAGUGUGUCUAUAUAUGCUAUAAGUGUAUAUGUAUGUAUAUAUGUGUUUCCCUAAGUAGGGAAUUCAACUGCAAGCGUUAGCUACAAACGACCGCCAAUUACGGUAUGCGUGCAUGGAACCACGCAUACACAAGCAAUAACAAAAAAAUUUAUUGACUUAUCUUCAAAGCUGUAAAAAGAUAGUUUAACGGUUUUAUUGCUAUUUCUGCAUUUACGAGCAAACAUAUCAUUCGCACUCUGUACACGCAUGAGCGGUUCAAUAAAGUAAACGGAAUUUUGUGCGCAUCCCAAAAGAAGACAGUCAAAUCAUCAUUUAAAAAGUGUAAUAUUUCUCGAGAAAUCCUCCCAGAGCUAAUACCGUUAAAGCGCGGUUCUAAGAAACUAAGUUAACAAUAAAUCACAGUGACUUUUCGGCGUUCGCUCGUGUUGUAAGUUUACAAUUACAUUAACGCGAUUCAAUUAGCGGCGAGCAAAGACAACAGCACAGCGGACAAAACGCUCUCAAAUUAAACAAAAAAUAGUAAUAAUAAAAAGUGUUCGAAGAACAUCGUCUAGCGCAAAGCAGAAAUAACAGAAAUAAAAGCAAAUGUAGUGGACAAAACUGAAGAACCUGAAAAAAUAACGGUUAACUGAACAAGCGCAAAAAGCAGACAUUUCGCUUUAACCCCAGCAGUAGCCGCCUAAUUGGAAACAACGCCGCAUUCGUCAAGCGCACAGCAGUUGUCAGCCGACGCUAGGCAGACCGCAGCAGUUGUAACCGGAAACACAGUGGUGCAAGUUAAAAACUCAAGCGCGCGGCAGCAACUUAAGUGGCAACAACAAAGGCAGCAAGUCCAGAAAUUCAGUCGCCUUUGAGUUAGCAUCGCAUCGCGUACAAAAGGAAUUCUCAUCGGCGCACAAGUGGAAGAUGAUAAGCGUCUGGUAUAACAGUGACCAUCGCGAUUGGGUUCGUAUUGCUGGCCGAUAGUACCCGCUUUACCCUGCUAAAGGGUUGAGACCGUUAUCACUGCGCAAGCCAUCAUUUACCAGCAGCAGCAGCGGUAGCAUCAACGCUUGUCCACCCCCACCACCCACACCGCACAGCGCCGGCAGCCAUUGCACCAACACCACCACCAGCAACAACAACCACAACAGUACAACAACAACCAAUAGCCACAGCACAGUCGGCACAGCCACAUGCAAUAAUCACACUAACCAACACAAAGCGAAAGGUAGCAACACAACAACAACAGCAACAGCAACAACAACACAUACGAUAGAAGCAUUAGGCACACCAACAGCGACCAGAAAGGGCAGUUCACCGGGCAAUUCAUUGCAGGUGAAAUAUUUUGAAUUUCCACCGAAUCUCGCGCUACUAGCAACCGGUUCUACACCAUCGCUGGCGACAACAACAGCCGUAGCUUUAGCCGCAUCCACCACAAGCACCCCUGCCCUCACAUCCGCCACUAACUCACCCAAACAUUUCUACCAACCACAACAUCACUCACACUAUUACCAACCGCAUUUACACCAGCACCAACACCAUCACCAUUCCAACAAAGCCAACACACAUCAACAGUCGCAACAUCAAAUAGCACAACAGUCGCGCCAACAUUACCCACACUUCUCAACGCAAUCGCGUGCCGAUUUUAGCAGCGAAGCCGAAGAGCAACUAAGCCCGCAGUCAGUGCUAAACGAAGGGGGUGUAGAAGUCGCUUUAGCUACGCCACCAGCAAACAAAAUGGGUCGACGCGAAAUUAAGAGGUCGAACACCAGCGGUUCCACCAUAAAGUCCUACGAUGGUGGUAGCGCAACCACAAAUUUUGUGGGGAAAUUUACGCAGAGUGUCCGUCGCAUUGUGCAAGAUGUCAAGGACGAAGGAGCGCCAAGUGGCAUGACACGCGACGAGGUUAUCGAUACCAAUGAACGUUUAAGAGCUCUACGCUUGCGGCUGGAGGAGUCAUACGAGACAGCUAAGAAAGCGCUUAUACAGCUCAUGAAUAAAUAUGGCGAUUCGAAGAGUCAACGCAAUGUGUUCCAGCGUUAUCCAAUGCUGAAGAUGAUGAUCAAAGACGUUAUACGCUUGGAGACGCAAUAUUGGACGCUGAUUGACAUACCCAGGCAGGAGAAACAAGAGACCGUGCCCUCAUAUGUGAUGCGUGCUUGUGCGAUUAUGGAGAAAACACAGAAAUCAGGUGAAGGUGUGAAAACUUCUGCCAAAUUGGCCGAGGAAGCAGCGGAGAAACGUGAACGCAUGGAGCGUUUGGAAGGUGAGUGCGCGGUUUUGCAUGUAAUUAUUUUUGUAAUAAGAAGCUCGUUGUUUACAGUUAUGACCACAGCACAAAUCGAACACGAGAAUACACAACUCAUAAAUGAUUUAUAUCGGCUGCUGAAAAAAUACUUGGGACUGCGGCAUUUAAUCAGAGUGCUCAAGGAAGAUUAUGGCAGCUCCAAAAUGUAUCCGAUUUUCCCGCGUUACACAAUGCUCAAAGACAUGAUCAAAGGCAUUAUGCACGAUCCGGAUUAUAUGGAAGUUUGUCAUGAAAUCAACAACUAAACGGUGUAUUACAAAAUUAUAGAUGAAAAAACAGAAAGUGAAUGUGUGACAUGCAUACAUACACUAAAAAGCAAAAAAUAUGAAGUCAAAUACAAGAAGAACACAAUAUUUAGGUACAAUUUUUAUGCGAAACUAACGCCAAAGUAAAUAGCCAAGUAAUAUAUGGAACUAGUAAAGCAAAUACAAAUAGAUAUAUGUGUGUAAAAUUAAAUUGCAUAAUCUCCAGCGUUUAUAACGGUUUGUAAAGCUUAGUCUUUAAGUUAAAUUAAUAAUGAAACAAGUAUUAAAUUACAUUAAAUGGCUUUAUAAAGCAGUUCACUAGCCAACAUAAGUACUUAAAAUGUAACAAUUUAUAUACAAACAAACAAACAAACAGAAAAAACUUACCAAACAAGAAUUUAAACUAUUUUCACUUGUACCUACAUACAGACAUCGCACAUACUUGGAGACAUUCUGUUUGUAUGUGUGUGAACACAAUUAUUGCCUUUCAAGCAAAAAUAUCACCCGUAGCUUGCCACAGCGUUAUUUACCAAGUAAAAUGCCAAGAAUUCGAGCAUUCGAUAAAUUGUUGUGCAAAGGACAGGCAUUUUUGCAAACGCAUUACAAACACAAACAGAUAUACAUACACAUGCAUACACACAUAUUAAAGUUAGUAAAAAUGUAUAUGCGUAUAAGUUGAGCACUAAAGGUAACUACUUCCAAGUACCAACAAAUUAUACCACCGAACUAAGAACUACAGUAAACAGGACACCACCAAUUACAUAUACACAUACACACACACACACACAUGUACACAUAUAUAAUCCUGCUGCUGUGCGUUGAGCUGCUUUGCUGCGGCAUGUAGCAGCUAUAAAAUACAAACAGUAAAUAUUAACAAACCCUUUUACAACUAUAAAUGUGCGCUUAAAUUGCUUUCUUAAGAGUUUACAACAAGCUACAUCUCCUACAACAGCAACAAAUGAAUUGCUAAGUAUCACCAACGGCUUGUAUGAAUCACACAUACACAAUCACACACACACAUAUAUAUAAAUAUAUACAUAUGCAGUACAUUAAAUAUUUUAUAGCUAGAAACUUACAUGUGUGCGAAUAAGUAGCAACAAUUAAAUUUGUACCGUUAUUUUACAAAUUUACGAUAACUCAAAACAACAAACACAACAAAUGAAAAACACGCGUUUUAUAGCCAAAUUUGUUGUAACAACACUCGAACUCAGCAACUUAAGAAUGUACAUAUCUUACAGUGCGACAAAAAAUUAAACAGAAAACGCAUUAAAACGUAAAUUCUAGCAGAUUAAAGCACAACAAAACUUCAGCAACACAAAUUUUGAACCGAAUUGAUAAAUUAGCGAAACAACAAAAACAGAAAAAAAUAAUGGAACAACAUAAACAAAUAACAAAAACAAACCAAACAGACAAUUUCUUAACUUUGAGCCUGAAAACAAAACUGUUUCGAGUAAUCGUACAUCUAAAUACUUCACAAACAAAAAUGUUUAACAUAAAUCUAUGCAAAGUACACAAAUGUCACAUGAAUAUGAAACAUAUACAAACAAAUAUACAUGAUUAACUAUAGUUAGACAAUAUCCGGGAAUUAUUCCCGAAAAAUAUUUUUAAAAAAAUUAGACAAAAAAAUAUUUUCUUAAGAAGAGUAAAAAUAUAAUUUGUAAUUUAGUAAAUUUCUAAUUAAUUUUUUAACUUCAAGGCUAUAUAUCAUAUACUAACUGUCUAUGUUGUAUCAGGCGUUAGAGUGUGGCGAGUCAAACAAACUAUAGCAACUGUUCAAACUGACAGGCAGACCUACCUUGAGCUAACAUGUCCUCUUUGUUUUAUAGUAGCGGGAAGCUUCCAACUCAAGACUCUCCUACGGAACCACCGGAUUAAGUAAUACUUCGUACGAGUGAAAGGACAUUUAAAUUUCCUCAAUUAUGCGGACUGACGGACGUCAAAUUUAUUGAAAAUGUCUAUUUUGUCGUCAAAUUUUUCACCGUAAAACUACCACCGAGUGUAGUUUUUCUCUUGUAUUUAGUGAAUCUUAUUUGCACUCUGUACAUGACGGACAGUUCGAACUAAUGUAGUGAUGGAAAUCUGUAGAGGUAGCUUCUAAAGCACGCAUGUUCAAUUAAUAUUUGGGCCUGAUGGAAAUCCAGGUUCAUAUGUCUUAUGGUAAGAAAAAUAAAAAUGUUUAAGGUAAAUUUCGAGUUAAAACUUUUUUUGGUUUAAACAUUUAUAUAAAAAUUACCGAAUUUGACGGUCUCACUAAAUUAUAUGUUAAGCACACUGAGCAGCAUGGCCUGUUGACUUAGCAUAAAUUAGAAGAAUCAAGAGUUUCGAAGCUUAUUAGAAAGUUUUAAGAACAUAUAUCAUAAUGAGUUGCAUCAGGCAACAUAAUAAGUUACAGAGGAAUGCUUAAUAGAUUGCACGAAGACAUUACAUGACUGACUGAAAUUAUUCUUACUGUUCUUUAUGAUUUCCUAAUGAGUCUAUAAUGGCCAUUUAUUUUUUUUGACGAUUUCACAUGACCUAUUGAAACUUUUAUACUCUUUGAAAACUCAUAUAAAGUAUAUAAUUUACGCAUGGAGUAAAAUUUCCAAAAAUUUCGACAAGUCUUUCUACUAUAUGUACCUCAUUAAUAACGUACUUUCGAUCGAGAGCAUUUACUAGCCAUGGAGCCAAGAGCAAGCAAGCGAUGUAAAUUUUUAUUAUAUAGUGAAAUUUUUUAUUAAUUAUUCAGUAAAUAUUGUUCGCUUUGGUACUUUUAUUAUCGCAAACGAAUUUUUUAAAUAUAAUGAUGAUGAGAUUAUCUGAAGUCAGCUAUUGUGCAUCAUAGCUUAACUUUUUAAAUUAUUUAAUUUUUUUUUUACUAAAUAUGUUUUUGUGAGAUGCAACAAAACUCAUUCAGCUUCUCACAUAACAUAUACAAAUAAGAUUACAGAAAUCAUGAAAAAGAAAAAAAUAUUCGAAAACACACACUACUAUUAAUUAGUUAAAAUGUAAUAAAAAACUGUUAAUCUAAACUAAAUUACGGUAUCUACACACAUACAGAUAUAUAAUGGUACAUUUGUAUGGUAAAUUUGUACAAAAAUAUUUAUUUAUACGACAAAUACAUGAAUAUUGAUAAGAGAGCAGAAAUAUAUGCUUACUCGAAGCCUAAAGCAGUUAUAAAAAGUAACUAUAAUCAAAAUGUAAAACCAAAAACAAAAUAGAAGGAGAAAAAUUACUAAUUUGUAAUCAAAAUAUAAAAUAAAUAUUGGAAAAUAUGAAAAAAUAUUCAAAUUAUACGCUUACUUGAAAGAAACGCAGAGUUUUGAUAUGUCGUGAUUUUGCAUAGAAACAAAAUAACAAAGUAUUAGUUAAAACACAAAUUAUAUAUUUGAAAGAAAAUAUUAACACUUUAAUAAAUUAAAUCGUAAGCAUAUAUUGCAUGCAAUAAAUUCUUGAACAAGAAAUUAAAUAAGAGAAAAUAUAUCAAAAACUACUACAUAUAUAAAGCAAUUGAUAAAGUAAUCAAAAUUGUAAGUUUAAUUAGCAAAAUUAGCAUAUGCAUAAAUUAUAAAUUAAUCAAACACACAUAGCGAUACUAUUACAUGAUUAUCUGUGAGCUUUAAUUUGUAAAGUGCUUAAGAACUUUUCAUAUUUUUAAAAACACUGAAUUGUAUCUGUAAACAAAUACUAAAUUUAGAAUAUUAACUAUAAAGUGUGGUACAAAUUCAUUUUGGUGAAUUAUGAUUUUUUUAGCUUCAAUUUCAGUUCAAUGGUAUUUGAGAAAUUGCAAGACAAAUAAACUUAAAUAGAGUAAAUAAAACAGUCUUAAUAGAGGUAGGAACGCAUUUUCCCCUUUUUCUAAGAGAUUUGUGGUUACAUCUCGUUCAAAUUCUACAAAAUUUUUUUUUAAUUUGUUGUAAUUUUUUUAAAAUUUUUGUCAGAGGCUAAUAUUAGUUUAUUCCAACAUAAUCGUUACUUUCAAAACUGAGCGAAUCAAUAUCGACAGCGUAAAGCUAUUUGCUUAAAAAUACUUUUUACUCUCUGAAUGUAACGACAGCUAGUAAUAGUAAUUGUAUUAUUUCGACUAAUAGUAUAUUUUUCGGAAAAGUGAGAUCCUAUUUUGAUUGUCCAUUAAGAUAAAAAUAUAUGAAAUGUAAUGCAAAGAAAUUCUUAGUUUAAAUAGCGUGGUUUCAUAUAUCUCCUCCAUCAGAAAAUAAUAUACAUUUACAAAAAAAAUUCAAAAACUGAAGUAUGUCAAAAUUCUCGAUUUAUUAUUUUAAAUCCCAAAACAGCAUAUUUUUAUUUUAUGCUUAGCAAUAACUUAAAACUCCAACACUUUAAACUUGCUUUAAAAAAAUGGAUAUGGAUUAAUAGCUUUGAAUUUAGAGCUUUUUAAGAUAAACUUAAAAAAAAAGUUACACUAAAACCAAAACCUAAAUGUGAUUAUGAUUUAAUAUUCAAUAUAGUAACACAUGUCUUCGUUAUUUAACAAUUUUUAUAAGAACUCGUACAAAUAAUAAACAUAUAUACAUAUAUAAUAACAUAAAUAUAUCUAUAUACAUAUACACACGGUAAAAGUAUACAUCUAGAACUAUGACAACUCAAAAUAGGGACUUUUGGAAAAACCACUUACAUACCCAUCUAUAUAUGUAGCUAUGUUUCUCUAGUGACUUUAUCUUACACUUUCUAAAAGAACAUAAAGAACAUGGAAACACUAUAAUAAUAAUAUCACACAUACUCUAUCAAAAACUAAACCCACCAAACGGAAACGGAACUUAAAGGCUCUACACACAACAGUUCUUUCUACAGGACAAACAACUUAGCGAACAAAAACUGGAAUCUAUAAAUAUUUGUUUCUUUGAGAAAACAUAUUAUCUAAGCGAAGUAAAGUUUACAAAGUAAAA